AUGGAAGACACUGUACCGCUGAUUUUCUGCGCGGGUUAUGCUACUCUACGCGUCGUUUCCUCGGCAUAUGCACGGGCAUGGGCGGUCACCAUCUCUGCGGAACCGCCGAUGAGGGUUUUCCCGCGCCGCUGGAUCGACAUUUCGGGGCGGAAAAUGGUUGAUGUUUGGGACGCCGCACUCCGGGCGGUGAUUGGAACGAUCGUGUAUCGCCCGGGGAUUUCCCAGGCUGAGGUGUGCUGGAGGCUGAGGUCUGUGUACGACAGACAGGAAGUGAUGGAGGCCGUGAGAUAUCUGUCUGAGGAGGGCUUUAUCAAGCGGAGAACGGCGGAGCAAAUGAGGUCGCUGGGAAGCGGACUCUUCCCACUUGAUGAAGAUGAGGAGAAGCGGACGCACUGGUUUUUGGGCGAGCGCCAUUGGUAUCAGACGUGA
Molecule: messenger RNA, 429 nt
Organism: Heterobasidion irregulare TC 32-1
Lineage: Eukaryota; Fungi; Basidiomycota; Agaricomycetes; Russulales; Bondarzewiaceae
Exons: 2
Coding region: 1-429 (142 amino acids)
Biological process (GO): 5S class rRNA transcription by RNA polymerase III; transcription initiation at RNA polymerase III promoter
Cellular component (GO): transcription factor TFIIIC complex
Molecular function (GO): DNA binding
Source: RefSeq, a predicted model, not a curated record